Hibiscus syriacus is the source of this 2669-nucleotide messenger RNA. Its product is annotated as G-type lectin S-receptor-like serine/threonine-protein kinase At1g34300. Lineage: Eukaryota; Viridiplantae; Streptophyta; Magnoliopsida; Malvales; Malvaceae. Bases 7 to 2502 code for a protein of 831 amino acids. The transcript has a single exon. Gene Ontology annotation, molecular function: ATP binding; protein serine/threonine kinase activity. The record is from RefSeq and is a predicted model, not a curated record. Gene Ontology annotation, biological process: protein phosphorylation.
AAAAAAAUGUUCAAGUUUGCUAUUUUUUUCCUGCAUUUCCUCUUCACCAUUUCAUCAUCUUCCACUAUCAUUCCUCUACCCUCAACUCUUAGAGCUUCAGCUAGAAACCAAUCAUGGUCGUCACCCAACUCCAGUUUCUCACUUUUAUUCGUUCCAAUUACCCGAUCUUCUUUUUUCCUUGCCAUCACUUACAAUCCUGGAAAUGUUAUCGUAUGGUCAGCUAGUAACAAUGGCACUGGAGAUGCCGUUGUUGUUGAUUCUGGUGGGAUGUUAAAUUUGCUUCGUAAUGGAGCACUACGCCUAGUUAAUGGCUCGGGUCCCAUUGUUUGGGAUACUGGUACUGCUAACAGAGGAGUUUCACAUGCGUCGAUUGAUGACUCAGGCAACUUCCAGCUGCUCAAUAGUGAUAGUUUUCCACUAUGGUCUUCGUUCGAGAACCCUACUGAUACUCUUGUUCCUUCACAGAAUUUCACCGUUGGUAAGAUUUUACACUCUGGGUCUUACUCGUUGUCUCUUGAUAGAUCUGGUAAUCUUACUUUGAAAUGGAAUGAUACUGUUGAAUACUGGAGUUUAGGGUUCAACUCGUCCAUCAAUGGGAAUUUGAGUUCUCCAAGGUUUAUGUUGCGGCCUAAUGGGAUUUUGAUUGGUUUAGAUCCUUCGAUCCCAAGUGGGAUGGUUAACAUGGCUUUUAGUACUGAUUAUGGUGAAGGCAAUGAUGGGUUUAGGUUCUUGAGGAUGGAUGAUGAUGGUAAUUUGAGGAUUUACAGCACUAGUGGGAACAGCGUGGCUGGGAAUGUAACUCCGACAUGGGCUGCCGUGACUGAUCAGUGUCAGGUUUUCGGAUUCUGUGGAGACACGGGGAUUUGCAAUUACAGAGAUUCGAAUCCGAUUUGCGGAUGUCCGUCUCAGAAUUUCGAGCCUAUUGAUGGAAGAAAAGGGUGCAAGAGGAAAGUGGAGCUUGAGGAUUGUCCUGGGGAUGUUUCCAUGUUGCAAUUGGAACAUACCAAAUUCUUAACUUAUCCUCCUGAGGUUUCUGAGCAGACAUUCAUCGUGGGAAUAGCGGCUUGUAGGUCGAAUUGUCUUCAAAGUGGUUCUUGCAUUGCUUCCACUUUAGUAGCUGAUGGAAGUGGAUUUUGUUACAUGAAAACACCUAGUUUUGUUAGUGGUUACCAGGGUGCUGUUCUCCCGAGUACCUCAUUCGUCAAAGUUUGUGGACAAGCGGUUCCGAAUCCACCACUUUACAAGGACACAUCCGGGAAGUAUGAUGAAUCACGGUUGCAUGUGAUGGUUGUUGUUGUUGUUGUUUUGGCCAUCCUUUUGGCUUUGGUUGCAGUGGCGACUGGUUUUUGGUGCUGGUUUUACUGGGGUAGCGAAAAAUCAGGGUAUAUAUCAGCUAAAUAUGAACUUUUUGAUUAUGCAUCUGGUGCACCAAUGAAGUUCUCAUAUAAGGAGCUGCAACAGUUUACGAAGGGGUUUUCGGAGAAGCUUGGAAAAGGUGGUUUCGGGGCUGUCUACAAAGGAAUACUGACUAAUAGAAUGGCGGUUGCUGUGAAACAACUCGAGGGAAUCGAGCAAGGUGAGAAGCAAUUCCGGAUGGAAGUUGCAACUAUUAGCAGUACACACCAUUUGAAUUUGGUGAGACUGGUGGGGUUUUGCGCCGAAGGGCGUCACAGGCUUCUAGUGUAUGAAUUCUUGAGAAACGGUUCACUUGACAAGUUCCUUUUUACACCAGAGGAAUCGUUGAAUUGGGAAAAUCGAUUCAACAUCGCCCUUGGAACGGCUAGGGGAAUAACUUAUCUUCAUGAGGAAUGUCGAGACUGCAUAAUUCACUGCGAUAUAAAACCAGAAAACAUUCUGUUGGAUGAAGUUCACACUGCUAAGGUGUCGGAUUUUGGCCUAGCAAAGCUUAUGAAUCCAAAGGAUCAUAAGUACUUGACUUUGGCAAGCAUUAGAGGGACUAGAGGAUAUUUGGCACCAGAGUGGCUUGCAAAUCUUCCAAUAACCUCAAAGUGUGAUGUUUAUAGUUAUGGGAUGGUUUUAUUAGAGUUAGUGAGUGGAAGAAGGAAUUUCGAGGUCUCACCCGAAACAGAUGGAAAAAAAUUCUCCCUCUGGGCUUAUUCGGAGUACGAAAAGGGCAACAUCGAGGCCAUUGUCGACAAAAGGCUAGAACAAGUCAACAGAGAGCAGGUUGUAAGGGCAAUUCUGGUGAGUUUUUGGUGCAUCCAGGAGCAACCACUACAGAGGCCAAUGAUGGGAAAAGUAGUGCAGAUGUUAGAAGGAGUCAUCGAUAUCGAGAGGCUACCGACUCCAGAACCGGUCGCUGAAGUCUCCGGUAGUAGUACAACCAUGACCCUGAACAGUAAUGUCGGUGCUCUGUCAACAUAUGCAACUUCCACCACUGCUCCCUCUUCAUCUCCUUCAUUCAUAAACAUGGGAAUUUCGCCUCCGAGAUCAGAGAAGGAUACGGCAAAGGAAUCAUCUUCCUUACUAGGCUUAAAGUGAUGUGACUCUACUCGUGAUUUUGCCAACAGAAAAGUUACCCCAAUGUGUUUUUACUAGUUCGUGUUUUUCUUUUUUCAGAUUUGCAUUAAUGAAAAAUGCAAUUGUCUUAGUUAUUGACACAAUGAGACAAGUUAAAAGCUAUAAAUUACAAUGAAAUUAUUUCCAAA